Molecule: messenger RNA, 1122 nt
Organism: Fusarium oxysporum Fo47
Lineage: Eukaryota; Fungi; Ascomycota; Sordariomycetes; Hypocreales; Nectriaceae
Exons: 1
Coding region: 13-966 (317 amino acids)
Source: RefSeq, a predicted model, not a curated record
UGAAUAUAUAAGAUGAAGCAGUUGCCAAGGUACAGAAAUGAUAUCAAUACAAGAGAACAAGACAGCCAAAUACAAAGACUUAAAUCACGAACACUUUACACAAACGCAUCUUUUAUCAUUCUAUAUCAACCAACUUCUUACGUUACACAUCUCACAAUGGGUCACUCAAACUCAACACUUCAAUCUCAUCAGCUCUCAGCUGGCGGAAUCGAAAAGGGAAUCCCACCCGUAAUCCGCGUGUCAUACGAAUCAGGCUGGAGGAAAUAUGCCUGCUUCGCUCGCAUGAAGCUUUUCCUCAGUGGCCCCAACGGCGAGCCUAUGUACACACUCAACUUCGUCAAGGGCUUAUACGGCGACAUCAUCCUCCACAGCGGAUCAUCCAUCGACUCACCACCACUGGCUGCUUCUGGUAGGCAGUCAAGCCUUCGCGAUGAUUAUUUGGUCACAUUGCCUUCACUUUCCGGCAAUGGUCCUCAAGAGGAGAUCCUCCGUCGUCCCAAAGGACUGAAGGGACGCUUCUGGUUUGCUAUUCAAGUUGGCCAUGGCCCAGACCAGCACGUAGAGCGUUUCGAAUGGCGACGCUCUCGAGGCGCUGAAGUCAAGAGCGUUGGUCAAUCACGCUGGGGCGGAUACAAGCUCGUCCGUCUCGGCAGCACAAACACCAAAGAGGAGUACUCCUCCAGUGAAGAAGAUCUUCACGAUGGUAGCACCAAUGGAGAGGGCUACACCAGCGACGGCAAGGAGGUUGUUGCUGUUUGGGGAAGCACAAACUGUCUCAAGAGUUUGUCAGGUGUUGGAGAGUUUCAGUUCCGAGGAAGCGGUGCUACAGGCGAGUUGGGCCAGUUGUGGGCGUUGAUGGCUGUCAUGAGCUGCAUGUCGAUCUGGCAGAAGGUCCAGAGAGAUAAUGCUACUGCUGGUGCAUCUUCUUCGUCGGCUGCUUCGGCUUCUGUAGCAGCAUCUGCUUAGUUCAUGCCUCUGCUUGUAUUAUUUGUAUUAUACCUCAUUAGCGAGUGUUUCUUUGGUUCAGAGAGGUCUCAUGAUAUCCAUGUUGCAAUAGUGUCUUUUCCACGAUAGAAAUUAAAGUAUCUGAUAAUUAUUUCACAAACAGUGUUUUAUUAGGAG